Messenger RNA from Acipenser ruthenus (sterlet), 3708 nucleotides. RefSeq names its product periostin-like. Gene Ontology annotation, molecular function: protein binding. The transcript has 23 exons. NCBI's taxonomy places the organism in Eukaryota, Metazoa, Chordata, Actinopteri, Acipenseriformes, Acipenseridae. The record is from RefSeq and is a predicted model, not a curated record. Bases 57 to 2909 code for a protein of 950 amino acids.
GACCCCACUUCUAUGUCUCCUUUUUUGUCCAGUCAGGACCAGCAGGGAGAAUAAAGAUGAAGCUUCUCUUUACAGCCGCUUUCACCAUUUUCAUCUUGUCUGCCUUGGACCAGGCAGACUCUUCUGCCUAUGACAAGAUAUUGACCCACAGCCGAAUUAGAGCAAAGAAUGAGGGCCCAAAUGUCUGUACUCUUCAGCAAGUUAUGGGAACCAAAAAGAAAUACUUCAGUACCUGCAAAAACUGGUAUAGGGGAACAAUCUGCGGAAAGAAGGCCACAGUGUUGUAUGAAUGCUGCCCUGGUUAUAUGAAACUUGAAGGCAUGCGAGGCUGCCCUGCAGUGGCUCCCAUUGACAAUGUUUAUGGCACCCUGGGGCUUCUGAAGGCAAUCUCAACCCAAAAAUACUCUGAUGUAUCAAAACUGAGAGAGGAGAUCGAAGGACAUGGAUCUUACACUUUCUUUGCACCAAGUAAUGAGGCUUGGGAUCUUUUGGAUCCUGAGAUGCGGAGUGCCCUAGUCAGCAAUGUAAACAUUGAGCUGUACAACGCUCUUCACUACCACAUGUUGAACAAGAGAAUGCUGACUAAAGAUCUGAAGAAUGGCAUGACACUGAAAUCCAUGUACAAUGAUCUGGGCCUUUUAAUUAACCACUACCCCAAUGGGGUUGUUACAGUCAACUGUGCUAGGAUCAUCCACGGCAACCAGAUUGCCACAAAUGGUGUUGUUCACGUAAUUGACCGUGUUGUCACUGCAGUUAGUAACACCAUUCAAGAUGUUAUUGAAGUUGAAGAUGACCUUUCCUCUCUCAGGGCUGCUGCUAUUGCUUCUGGCAUGCUGGAGACUCUUGGUAAACCUGGACAUUACACCAUUUUUGCUCCUACUAAUGAAGCCUUUGAGAAGCUUCCUCGAGCUGUUCUGGAAAGGAUCAUGAGUGACAAAGUAGCCCUUCAAGCCCUGCUGAAGUUCCACAUCCUGGACUCUGUUCAGUGCUCUGAGGCUAUAAUGGGUGGUGAGUCAUUCGAGACCCUGGAAGGCAGGAACAUUGAGAUUGGAUGUGAUGGCGAGAGCGUGACAAUCAAUGGUGUCAAGAUGGUCAAGCGCAAGGACAUUGUCACCACCAACGGUGUUAUUCACUUAAUUGACGCAGUUCUGAUCCCUGAUUCAGCUAAGCAGGUUCUGGAACUUACUGGCAGCACACAGACCACCUUCACAGACUUGGUUGCACAGCUGGGACUGGCUGCUGCAAUGAGACCAGAGGGGGAAUACACCUUGCUAGCGCCUUUCAAUGGAGCCUUCUCUGAUGAAGUGAUGACCAUGGACCAGAGAAGCCUUAGACUACUUCUGGAGAAUCAUAUUCUGAAGCUUAAAAUUGUCUUGAGUCAACUAUACAACGGACAGCGUCUAGAGACCCUUGGAGGAAAGUUUCUUAGGGUGUUUAUCUACCGAACAGCUGUCUGUAUCGAGAAUUCUUGCAUGGUGAGAGGCAGCAAAGAAGGAAGAAAUGGCGCCAUCCACUUUCUGAGGAGUAUUAUUAGGCCAGCAGAAAAGUCUAUGAUGGAAAUCCUGAGUGAAGAUGAUCGAUUCAGCAUGUUCCUGACGCUGAUAGAAGCUGCAGGAUUGACUGAGAUUCUCUCACAAGAUGGAGAUUGGACACUUUUUGCACCAACCAACGAUGCCUUUGAUGGUCUGAGUGAGGAGGAGAUGGAAAUUCUCACAAGUGAUCCAAUGGCUCUGAGAACCAUUCUGCUGUAUCAUCUUAGCAAUGGUGUCUUCAUUGGUGGUGGGAUGGAAGGUGGUGUCACAAACCUUUUGAAAUCUAUCCAAGGCAGCAACUUAAUGGUGAAAGAAAUCAACAACACAAUUGUGGUGAACGAAGUAAAGGUAGCUAAAAAUGAUGUCAUGGCAACCAAUGGUGUAAUUCAUGUUGUUAAUUCGAUGCUGUAUCCAGCAGAUAUCCCUGUUGGAAAUGAUCAACUUCUGAUUCUCCUUAAGAAGCUGAUUAAGUACAUUCAGAUCAAGUAUGUUCAGGGAUACAGAUACAAAGAAAUUCCAAUGACUUUCUUCACGAGAUUUAUUACAACUGAGAUCAAAACAGUGCCUGAGAUUAAAGUCAUUGGAGGAGGGAGUACCCAUACCAUUACCAGAGUCAUUCAAGGAGAACCCUCUAUCACAAAGGUCACCAGGGUCAUUGAAGGGGAACCUUCAAUUACAAAGGUUACAAGAGUCAUUGAAGGGGAACCCUCAAUUACAAAGGUUACAAGAGUCAUUGAAGGGGAACCCUCAAUUACUAAAGUCACAAGGGUCAUUCAAGGAGAACCCUCAAUUACUAAAGUCACAAGGGUCAUUCAAGGAGAACCCUCUGUCACAAAGCUUACAAGAGUCAUUGAAGGGGAACCCUCAAUUACAAAGGUUACAAGAGUCAUUGAAGGGGAACCCUCAAUUACUAAAGUCACAAGAGUCAUUCAAGGAGAACCGUCCAUCACAAAGCUUACAAGAGUCAUUGAAGGGGAACCUGAAUUAAGAAUUGUCGAUGGAGGAGAGACAUUCACAAAAGUUAUCCAAGGCCCUCAGUACAAAGUGACUCGUGUUACCUCAGAUGGACAAAUUGAAGAUGACGAGACUCUUACGAAACUGCUUGAGGGAGAGGUUACCAAGGUGACAAAACUUCUUGGAACUGAUGCACACUUACUUGGAGAUGAAGAAAUCAACAAACUUCUUCAGGGAGGCACUCAAUUCACCCAAGUUUCCACCCAAGUGACUGAAGGAGAUCCUCAGCUGGUUGAAGCCGAGUCGGAGAGAAUCACAAAACUCAUUCAAGAAGGGCCUGUGAGAAGAACCCCCAUUAGAAGAAUUCCAGCUGGACAAAGAAGAAGAACAAGAUUGGUCCGUCACAAGAAAAGAAACGCAUAGUGAGGAAACGUGGGUAAUCUUUUGAAUGAUGAAACAAAAAUUAACGAGAAACAAGAAAAUCCAAUCAAAAGAACCAGCACUUGGAGUCAACAACAACUUAUCGUUAAUUAGGAAUAGAUAACGGUUCAAGAAAUAUAAAAUGAAAAAAUGUAAAGAAAUGUUUUGGUAUAUGUAACCCCUGCACCAAAUAACUACAUUUUCCUGUACGAAUAGUGUUAAUUCCCAAGACAAUUUUGAUAGUCCGAGACAUUUGGGAAUUAUUUCAUUUGUGGGAAUGGGAAGGUAGUGUAAGUAAUAUCAUAACAAACAGGGAAUAUUUCUUUUUAAUAAAAACUGUGGCAGGAACUAGGAAAUAGUUUGAAACAUGUACUUGCCACACUAUUAAGUAGGUAAUACAUGGGGAAACAGAUAGCAUACAGUAGGAAAGGUUACCUCUGCAUGACCAAUACUUGUAAAGAAUAUUCUUUGGUGCUCACAUUUUGAUCUCAAGAAUGCUUUUCUUAAAGAAAGAAACAAUGCUAGCAAGAUUCAGGUACUAACUGAUGGAAUUCUGUUUGUAAAUUAUGUAACUUCACAGCUGACCAAAUUGUAUACCCAUAGUUUUGUAUUCAUACAUUUGCUCAUUUUUCAGCUUUAUGCAUUUUUAGUAUUUUUUUAAAACUACAGAGUGGCAAUGCAACUUUUUAGAAAAUGUUCUAUUUUUUGUUUUUUUGUCUGUUCUCAAGGCUUUAAAAGCUUCCUCUGCCUUUUUUACCUGUUUUUGGAAACAAGUGUAAAUAAAGGACUUUAUUGAAUUUCA